UUGUUUAAUCGAUUUAAUGUAAAAUUUUCGUAGUAUUAAACUAACACUUUUUUAUUAUUUUAUUCAGCUAUUCCACUAAUUAUUAAAGAUAGAAAGACUUUCAUACAAAGUGAAAUAGAAAGACAUACAUACGUGUGUUAAAAAAUAGCAUAACAAUAAGUUUGUGUUAAUUAUACUAACAAUGCCGAUUGUAAUGACGAAAGACGAAUGGUCGAGAAUUGAACGGUGGGCGGAAGGGAACAGAGAAGAACAAGAGGUAGCCCGCAGACGAGAUUACGUCCGGUACCUCAACGAGACCAGCCAGGAGAUGACCAAGAACUGGCCUAAUUCUUUGGAGAAUGUAAACAAACGUAACGAAGAGCUCCGGCGAGCACGCAUCGAAGCCGCCGAGCGGGCUAAUAGCAAGUUCUACAAGCGAUACGUGAAGCGAAAACAGGAAGAGCAAGAACGACUAUUGCACAACGCGAGAGACACCAUUUUUAAGAAUAAAGAUGCACCUAAACUGCUGUUGGGUGCUGUUAUUGAAACGGUUAUCCAAAAAGAACGCCAAGAGCAAAUCAAGUUUAAGCAGGAAAUCCAGAAGCAGAAACAGGAACAAAAGAAAAGAGAUGACGACGAAAUAAUCAGUAAAGCAAAAGAGUGGCACGAACUGAUGGCGCUACGCAGCAAGCGGCGAUUCGAUGCGAACAAACAGCACCAGAAGGAAAUACUAGACCAAGCUCAUGAAGUGUCAGAACGCAAUCGCAUAGAGUACGAGUCGGAGUUGAACUUACAAAAGAUCGACAACAUGAAGGCGGAGGAACAGAUGGAUGCUAUCAGACAGUUCGAAAUGGAUUUCAAAGCAGCAGAAAAAGCUCGCAUCUUGUCUGACAUGCAGCGCUCGAAACAAGAGGCGGAGCAACGGCAGCGCGAGAAACAGGCGCGCGACGAACUCGAUCGGCGCCUGCUCGAAGUGCUCGCCCGCGCGCGCGCGCGCACACACCGCCGGCGCCGCCUCACCGAGCAGCAGAUCCAGGACGAGAGGCAGCAGGUGUUGCAGAAGAUCAGUGAGUCGCUGGAGAGUGGAGACGCGGCACGUGAGGCGGAAGAACAACGGAAACUCGAGGCGGCUGUGAGGGAGAAGGAAGCCGCGGCAGAAGCUCGUCGCGAAGCAGAUAUUCGCAAGCAGAAGCAGUUCAAGCAACAGCGCAUUGAGACCAGACAGCAAUUUUUGAAAGAGCAAGAGAAAUGUCUACAAGAUUUCAACACCAUGCGCCAGUGGGAGAUCAUGAACAGAUUCAAAAACGCUGAAUUGUACGAAGACUUCAAGGAGAAAUUGCGAGUAGAGAAGGCGCUUAAAGUACAGCAGUAUAGAGAGGAUAUUAUUAAGCAAUGGCACGAGCGCGACGAGCGCUCGGCGCACGCGCGCGCGGAGCUGCGGCACUUCUACGGGCCGCGCGCCGAGCACGAGCUGCGCGUGGCGGACCGGCGGCUGCUCGCGCACGCGCGGGCGCUCGCCGACGAGGCGCGCGCGCACGGCCGCCCCGCGCGCCCGCUGCUGCGCGCCCUCGACGUGCGGACUCACUCUGUUACAUACCGCUACUGCAAGAUGUAUCGUCUGUAUGCGAUGCCGGACUUGCCGGCCUCCAUGCAGGAGCACUUCCCGCACUACGAGCCCGAGGAUCGCAGGGAUGGACUGGGACACGGAAAGGCAAGUUCAUCUAAAGAGCUUGGAAAUGAGAAGGGGACAGAGGAUUAUAAGAGGAAUGGUCCAGCUAACGGUUUACAGGCGCGCCAGACAGAGGAGGUGUCGCUGCCGUCGCUGGCGCAGCGCGCCUGAGCGAACGAAUGAAACUACGUCGUAGAAAAUAAUCAUUAUUUUAUUUAUCAUCUCAACUUUAGAACUUUUUGUCUGUUUUCAUUUCGUAUAGAGAGCAAUAUGGCAC
This is a messenger RNA of Nymphalis io (European peacock), 1925 nucleotides long. RefSeq names its product trichohyalin-like. Bases 182 to 1819 code for a protein of 545 amino acids. Lineage: Eukaryota; Metazoa; Arthropoda; Insecta; Lepidoptera; Nymphalidae. The transcript is spliced from 13 exons. The record is from RefSeq and is a predicted model, not a curated record.